Molecule: messenger RNA, 3254 nt
Organism: Sarcophilus harrisii (Tasmanian devil)
Lineage: Eukaryota; Metazoa; Chordata; Mammalia; Dasyuromorphia; Dasyuridae
Gene: PIGZ
Product: phosphatidylinositol glycan anchor biosynthesis class Z
Exons: 3
Coding region: 1565-3175 (536 amino acids)
Biological process (GO): GPI anchor biosynthetic process
Cellular component (GO): endoplasmic reticulum membrane
Molecular function (GO): alpha-1,2-mannosyltransferase activity
Source: RefSeq, a predicted model, not a curated record
CCGAGGUUCCUCGGGCAGGAGAAAGGGGACCGGGCUGCGCGGGCUGCGCGCUUGGAAGAUGCUUGGGAACGCACUGCACGGGCCCUUCUCGCGGCCCUUCCCUCCCGCUAAUACCACGCAUGUGUGCGCUCGGGCUGGGGCAGGCCGCCGUUUCUAUGGUUACCGAGCCCUCUCUCACCCACGCUGCUCUCGGUGGUCCCGGAGGAUAGAUCCGUUUUCGGAACGGUCUCCUCCGCUCCCGCCUUAGGCCGCGUCCGCAUUGUAGGGGGAGAGGUCUCCCCGAAAGAGGAAGGGGGAGGAGGCGGAUCCCCCCACCUGGAGCCUGCAAGGUUAUAUUUGCAUGAGUGGGCGGGGCGGCCCCAGAGGAAGGCUGUGAUUGGGGGGUGGUAAGUGUGACUCCUCCCCCGCCUGGGCCCGCCCCUCUGCUCCUGCCUGGUGGGAGGGGCGAGGAGUUGGAGCGCGGUCCCGGGAGAGGCUUCCCCCGGCGAUAAAGAAGCCCCUGUCGCGUGGAGCGCGAAUUUAGGGGUAAAUGGGGAAACUGAGGCCCGUGGAGAGGGCAAAGGCCAAAGCAGGCUCCUGGGCUGCUUUUUCCUGUCCGCAGCCACCUGCAGGUCCAUUAGGAGCAUCUCCAACUCUUCUCCCUGGCCCUGACCUGCGAAGGAAAAGUCUUGGAUGGGCCUUUGAUAAGCGUUUGCUGAUUGAUCAAUACAGGGAAGAACUUGAGGGAUGUGGGAGCUGAUGGUCCCCACGGUGGGGUUCAGUCAGUCACAGAUCUGGAGCUACAAAGGAGCUCGGAGGCCAACUCCCCCAUUGCACAGAUGAGCAAACUGAGCCAAACUAGGUCUGCUUGGAAGUCACAGGGCUCUUCCUGACUCCGGCCGGGAGUGGGUACCCAAGGGACUCCAAGUGUGGAACCGGACGCGGCUGUUUGCCAGCGUCUGGAAAUGCUCAUGUCUGCUCCAAGGAAACCGCUGCUGGAAUGCUAAAGGGUGACAGUUAGGGCUCUGCUUGGGCCCACUAAAAAGGUCCCAUAAAGGUUCUUUGUGCCGGGCCGGCUCCCUGGGAGAGGAGGGGAAGGAUGUUGCAGAACCUGGGGACCGAAGGGUUAAAGAGGAGGUGCCCAGUGGUCAGAAGCCGUCCUGCAGGGGCCGGGCGUGCCUCUGGGCAGUGUCCGAUGGCAGAGAGCCCCCGUGCAGCCUCCCAGUGCGGGACAGAACGGGUGAAUUCCGGAGCCCUCAGUCUCUGCUCCAGCUCCAUCCUUUCCCAGGGUCCCGAGGGUCCCCAGAGCAGUGCGACGACCUUUCCCAAGGUCACAGGGAGCUGGAGAAGCAGGGAGGGAGGCAAGGGCCCUCUCCCUCUGUCUCCUUGGGCCGGAGCCCUAUCUGAGGAGGAAGUGCUCUCUCCUCCCCAUUGUGGCUCUGCCCAAGUCCCACCCUGGCGGCUGAGAGCUGAAGGAUAGCUUGGCGAGCCAAGGGGGCACCUCGGCUGGCACGGGCCGCCCUAGCCCAGACCCUCCCUGCCCCCUGACACACACUGUGUAGAGGGAGAGCUGCCCGGGCCGGAGAUGGGGGCCGCCCAGGUGCUCUGGGGGGCCCUGGCCUUGCUGCGGAUCGCCUGGUGUCUUCUCCCCCAGACAGGCUACCUGCAUCCCGAUGAAUUCUUCCAGUCGCCCGAAGUCAUGGCAGAGGACGUGCUGGGCCUGGAGGCGUACCGGCCCUGGGAGUUCCUGCCGGGCGCCCCUUGCCGGAGCGUGCUCUUCCCGCUGCUGACGGCCGGCUCGGUCUUCUGGCUGCUGGGCCUGUGGCCGGGCGCCGUCAGCGGCUACAGCCUCCUGGUGGGGCCGCGCCUGGCCUUCACGGCGCUCUCCUUCGGCCUGGACUGGGCCGCGUUCCGGGCGGCGGCGCGCUGGGGGGCCGAGCCCUGGCGCGCGCUGCUGCUGCUGGCCGGCUCCCACGUGGCCCUGGUCUUCCACACGCGGACCCUGGCCAACGCCGUGGAGGGCGUCCUCUUCUCGUGGCUGCUGCUGCUGGCGGCCCCGGGCGCGCGGGGCGGCGGCCGGCUCCUGGGCGCGCUGCUGGCCGCGGGCUUCUUCAACCGGCCCACCUUCCUGGCCUUCGCGCUGCCGCCGCUGCUCCUCUGGGCCGGGGGCGGCGCGGGCGGGCGGCCUCUGAGCGCCAAGGCGCUGGGCCGGGGCGCGCGGGAGCUGCUGCCCGGGGCCGCGCUGGCGGCCGGAGUCUUCGUGGCCGCCGACUCGUGGUACUACUCGUGGCGCCUGGGGCUGGGCCCCGGGCCGGUGCUGACGCCCGCCCACUUCCUCGCCUACAACCUGGACCCCCGGAACCUGGCGCGGCACGGCACGCACCCCCGCCUCACGCACCUGGCCGUCAACGGGCUCCUGCUCUUCGGGCCGCUGCACGUCCGGGCCGUGACGGGCGCGUGGGGGGUGCUGAAGGAGAGCUUGGGCUCGCUGGCUCAGCUCCGGGCGGGCUGGGCGCGGGCCGCCGGCGGCCUCCUGGACACGAGGACCGUGCUCCUGCUCUUCUACUUCGUCCCGCUGGGCCUGCUCUCCCUCUUCAGCCACCAGGAGCCUCGGUUCCUGGUGCCCCUCCUGACGCCCCUCACCCUGCUCAGCAGCCAGAAGGGCCGCGGCCUGGGCCCGUGGAGAGCCGCCGCCGUCAUUCUCUUCAAUGGCCUCGGGGCCCUGUUCUUCGGCUGCCUGCAUCAGGGCGGCCUGGUCCCUUGCCUGGCCCACCUGGAGCGGAGCAUCCACUCCCCGGGGCCCGAGGGGCAGCCCUCCCACUACACCCUGCUCUUCAGCCACACCUACAUGCCGCCCCGCUACCUCCUCCGCCUGCACGGGCAAGAGCCGCCCGUGGAGGUCAUCGACCUGGGCGGGGCCGAGAGCGGGACCCUGUGCCGGACCCUGGAGCAGCUCAGCAGCCAGCCCAUCUGCAAGAGCGCGGGGGGCGAUCGGAUCUGCCGGAUCUUCGUGGUGACCCCCGGGACGGCCCGGGAGGCUGUGGCCCGCUGCCCCUUCUCCCUGAAGAACGAGACUCGGGUGCUCCCCCACUUGACUCUGGAGGACCCUCCCAGGCUCUCGGCUCUGCUGAGCAGCCGUUGGAAGGACUCCCUGAGCCUCUACAUCCUGGAGGUGGGGGAGCAGAAGGAGCUGUGACCCUUCCAGAAAGGGGGCUCUUGCCCUCCUCCCCUACCCCGUCCAAGUUCCAUCACCUAAUAAAUAAGACUGGCGGAGU